This is a messenger RNA of Gilbertella persicaria, 333 nucleotides long. RefSeq lists its product as uncharacterized. The record is from RefSeq and is a predicted model, not a curated record. Gene Ontology annotation, molecular function: DNA-binding transcription factor activity, RNA polymerase II-specific; RNA polymerase II cis-regulatory region sequence-specific DNA binding. Gene Ontology annotation, biological process: regulation of transcription by RNA polymerase II. The annotation marks the transcript as partial. The transcript is spliced from 2 exons. Lineage: Eukaryota; Fungi; Mucoromycota; Mucoromycetes; Mucorales; Choanephoraceae.
AAACCUGUCAAACUAGAUGAGAAACCACCAUUUUCGUAUGCUACCAUCAUAGCGCAUGCCAUUCUAUCAAGUCAAGAACGAAGGCUAACAUUAAGUGAAAUCUACCAAUGGAUUUCUGAGAAUUAUCCUUGUUAUUCCGACAAAGAUCAUCGUUGGCAGAACUCCAUUCGCCAUAAUCUAUCGCUGCAGAAAGCCUUUGUGAAAAUAGAGCGCGAUUCGAGUCUACCAUCGUCUCGAAAAGGAUGUUUCUGGACCAUUUUACCUGAUUAUGAGCAACAAUACAUCGACAACCUACUUAAAGGAGGAACAAGAAUACAAAAGAAAACCAGUUCC